This is a messenger RNA of Aureobasidium vineae, 597 nucleotides long. NCBI's taxonomy places the organism in Eukaryota, Fungi, Ascomycota, Dothideomycetes, Dothideales, Saccotheciaceae. The record is from the annotation of a GenBank genome assembly.
AUGGAUGGCGAACCAAGCGUCCUCACCACUUUUGCUCCUCAAGACGUUACCAAUGCAUGCAGUGUCGAAGCCACACCCGUCUCCACAACGAUCACUGUGAUGACAACGACAACGACAACACUCACAGCAUAUGCUACUGCGACCAAAUCUCCAAAUCUGUUCCUUCUUUCUAGCUCAGCAGAUCAAAGUCUUUACGUCAGCCGUGACGGCUCGGGUGCAGUUGUGUUCACUCAUGACACCAAUGCAGCCGUACCCUUCUGCGUCGAUGGCUCUGGCACACUUCGCUUGUGGCAAGACUCGUCUCUUACCCUUGUUGACCACUAUGAGCCCGACUCCAGCACGGCAGAUAACAGAAUUUACAUCGAAGCUCCCUCUUCAGGGUCCUACGCCGUGACCUGCGAUUAUAGAGGCAGUACUGCUGGAAGCUAUUAUGGCGAUUGUCAAAGCAGUGGACCGCCUAAUGGGAAUCCUGUAGUCUAUGGGUUCGGCUGGUGUCCUGCGACCCAAGGACUGUACAUGACGCCUAACGACUCCAAUGUCUACCGUAUGGAUGGAUAUUCGUUCUUGGGUUUUUUCCUUGUUGCGUAUAAUGGAUAG